GCAAAGUCGGAACUAAGAGCAAGGAGUGGGAGGGACUGGGAGAAGGUGGAGUUAGAAAUGACUGACAGAUGAACUGUUUAAAGUGAGAAAACAGUUUCAGGGAUUCGUUGGACUCUCUCUCUCUGUCUCGCCAGUGGGAUGUCCAGCGACUGGCAGGCUCGUGUAAUUACAUCUAGCAUCCUCCAUAAUACCAGCAACAGUCAACAUCUGUCCUCCGGGUCUUCCAAGAGCGGAGUUUAGUGGAGAGUGUUGCUGCGCCUCCUCUUCUUCCUCCUCUCUGUCCCCAGUAAGCCCUCAGAUAAUAAUGGAUGGUGCUGCUGAUGACGAUGCCAUGGCUAUCGUGGGCAUCGGGUGUAAGGUGCCAGGGGCAGAGAAUAUCCGGGAGUUCUGGAGGCUUCUUCUCAAGGGAGAGAAUCACAUCGUGGAGAUUCCAUCGACUCGCUGGAACGCAGAAGCUUGUUACGACAGCGACCCCCUGGCACUGGGCAAGAGCUACGUCAUGCGAGCAGGACUGGUCAGCGGGCCUGAUGAGUUCGACAACAAGCUCUACUCCAUCAACGACUUCGAGGCCGGGGAGAUGGACCCGCAGCAGCGGUUUGUGCUGGACUGCACCAUCAUGGCCAUGGAGGAUGCUGGGAUCACCAGAGCUCAGCUGGCUGGCUCCAACACCGGCGUCUUCAUGGGUGUCAUGAACUCUGACCACCGCACGCUGUUCACAGCGCAGUGCAGCAACAUCAGCAACUACACCGUCACCGGCAUCAGCAACUCCGUCAUCGCCGCUCGAGUGUCGUACGUCCUUGACCUGCGAGGCCCCUGUCUGGUCCUGGACACCGCCUGCUCCUCCUCUCUCAUCGCCAUUCACCUGGGCUGUCAAGCCAUUCGUACAGGUGACUGUGACGUAGCGAUCUGCGGCGGCGUCAACUACUUCGGGUUGCCUGACGUGUUCGUGCACCUGAGCAAGGCGCGCAUGAUCUCCCCCAGCGGUCAGUGCCACUCCUUCAGUCACCGCGCCGAUGGCUACACCCGGGGUGAGGGCUGCGGCGUCGUCAUCCUCAAGCGGCUGCGAGACGCGGUGCGUGACGGCGACAACAUCUGGGCCACCAUCUACACCGGCGUCAACCAAGAUGGCCACACGGUGGCGCCCAUCACUGCGCCAUCGGGGCUCCAGCAGAUCCGCCUCCUGGAGCACAUCUACAGCAACCUCGACAUCGACGUCAGCGGCAUCGACUACAUCGAAGCUCACGGGACGGGGACGGUGGCCGGGGACCCGGUGGAGGUGAACUCCUUGGGCGAGUUCUUCACGGGUAGCACCACCCCGCGCACGCGCUACAUCGGCUCCGUCAAGACCAACAUCGGACAUUUAGAGUCGGCGGCAGGUGUGGUCGGCAUUAUCAAAGUGCUGCUAAUGAUGAAGAAUCAGAAGAUCGUCCCCUCCCUGCACUGCGACGUCCCGAACCCCAAGAUCCGGUUUGAUGAGUUCCUGCUGAAGGUUCCCAAGGAAGUCGUUGAUUGGUCAAACCCAGUCAAGAUGGCGUGCUGCAAUUCUUUUGGCUUCGGGGGCAGCAACGGCCACGCGCUGCUUCGGUUCUACAGGAAGCCGGUGAUGUCCACAGAGAAGUCACGUGUCAGGAGGCCCUGUGUCGUCUGCUUCUCGGCCAUGUCGCACAAGUCGCUGCGGGCGAUGAUGGAGGAGCUGUUCGUCGACCCGACUGUCCCUCGUCUCAGUGUGCACGACAUCUCCUACACCUCCACCGUGCGCCGCGACCACUACCUCCUGCGUCACGCAUGCGUAGUGGAGGAUGUGCAGGAGCUUCUGGGAGCCAUACAGGAGGAGAUCACCAGAGACACUGACCCCACUCCAGUGUUGCGAAGACCAAGAGUUGUCUUCGUCUUCUGUGGGAUGGGUACCGCCUGGCCGGGCAUGUGCACUGAUCUGGUUGACCAUCUACCCGUCUUUCGUGACGUCAUGCUCAAGGUUGAGCAGUAUUUGCAGCCCCUAGUCAACUGGUCCCUGACAGACCGUUUGAAGCAAGAAUCCACCUUCGAUGACCCAGAGUUCACACCGAUUGCCAUCUUUGCCUGUCAGGUGGCGCUGGCUGCUGUGUGGCGUGACCUGGGCGUGGAGGUCGGGUGUGUGGUGGGUCAGAGUGUGGGGGAGGUGGCUGCAGCACACGUGGCAGGAUGCCUGGGGCUGGAGGAGGCUGUCAGGGUCGUGUACCAUCGCACCCGUCUACUGGCAGGCGUCACUGGAGGGAAGAUGACCAUCGUGCGAAACGUCGCCGUGGAAAAGGUGAGAGGGAUAUUAGCCAAAUACCUGGGAAGAGCCAGCAUCUCCCUGCAGUACAGCGCCCUUGCCUGCUGCAUCAGUGCUGAUGCUGACGUCAUGCCGGACGUGAAAGCUGAUUUGACGGAGCAGCUGCGUGCACACAACGAAGGGAUGCAGCUGCUGGACCUGGAUGUCUGCGUGGCCUACCACAGCCAUCACGUGGACGCGACCAAGCAGUCGCUAGCUGAUGCCUUGGAGGGACUAUCAGCUACGCUACCGAGGAUUCCCUUCGCGUCCAGCGUCACGGGAGACUGGAUGACGACAGAGCCCGGCGUGCAGUACUGGGUGGACAACUUGCGCGAGCCUGUGCUCUUUGACCUUGCUGUUCAAAGAUCACGUGACAGCGCUCCGCAUACAGUCUUUUUGGAGAUUGGUCCUAAACCUACACUGAAGGCGCACCUGUCUGACAUCUUUCCAAAGGAAAGUGUCACAGCUGUGGCUUCCAUGCAGAGCAAACCUGAAUACAAGAUGUUUCUGAAGGCUGUGGUGGAUCUCUAUACACUCGGGGUGGAUGUGACCUGGAAGAACAUGCCAACGCAGGGUCACCAAGUGACAGAUAUUCCACGGUAUGUCUUUGACAAGAAGAAGAACCUUGCCAAGACAGAGAUAGCUAUCACAGCUCUGGGUGGCGUGGACGAAGGGAGAAGAAUCCACCCCUACACCUACCCUGUCCUCAACUCCAACAGCUUCAAGCUGGUCAUCUCCCCUCUCGUCUGCAAGUUCAUCUAUGACCACAUCAUAUCAGGUAGAAUAGUCGUUCCGGGGGCCUUUUACGCGGAGGCGGGGUUUGCAAUCAGCAAACAGCUGAGACAUCGUGGAUUCCAAGCUGUCUCUGUCUCGGCGGACUUCAUCCAAGCCAUGACCAUCUCCAAAGAUGAUGUCACUGACAUUGAUGUUCACGAGGCGGAGAAAAGCGAAGAUCAAUGGUCAUUCAAAAUUGUGAAGGAUAACAGACUUCUGGCAUCGCUACAUCUGGCGACGGUGGGCGGGGCAGGAUGUUCACCUGUUCAGAUGGUCAACGUGGAGCACCUGCGAGGCAGGUGCACAAAGUUCAUCGCCAAGGAUGCCAUCUACAGAGUCCUGCGCCAGUCCGGCUUCCAGUAUGGCGACAGCUUCCGCCUGCUGGACCACGCGUACACCAACAGCACCGAGUGCCUGGCCUUGAUCAAGCUGACUAGAACAAUCCAGGAGGAGCUCGCCGGUACCACAAUUCACCCCUGCAUCCUUGACUGCUCCCUGCAGUCGUCCUUGGUGAUCUCUGACCCCGACGUGGGUCAUAACCUCUUGCCGACGUCACUGGGUCGUCUGACGGUGCAGCGGCCCAUGGAAGCCGCCAUGCUUGUGCACACGACUCUCAAGUUGAAGAACAGAGGGAAGAACUACUAUCAUCUACGGCUGCUUAGUCUGCAAGGACACGUCAUCGCAGAGCUAGACGAUCUGGAGGUCAGUAUCAUCACGGAGACCCACCAGAGGUCUCUGCCAGACGUGUUCAGAAUGGUCUGGACGCCAAAGCUUCCUCUCCCUGACCCUGAGGUCACCCGAGAUGAGAAAACCCUACUGAUCCUGUCAGACCAAGAGACGAACGGCUCACCCAGCCCGCGACAAAUCCACGUGACCUACACCGGGGUGGACUUCAGGACCGGACUACAUCAACACGUGCAGAAGACACUGACAUCAAACAAGGGGGCAGACGCCUGUAUUCUUCUCUUCUCUAAACCUUUCUCGGACGUUGCUGACGCAGACGAUGUGGACGCGGACAUCCUGACUUUCACCUUCCUGCUGAAGGGAGUGGUGCAGGUGGCCAGUGACCUGUCCCUGUCGAUGCCCAUCUUUGUUUGCACUUGCGGCGCUUGGCCCUCGGACAGUCAGAGCCACGUGACUUCCCCCGUCAACCCCACCGCCACUGCCCUGUGGGGUCUGGUCAGGUCGGUGGUCAGGGAGCGCCUGUACCCGCGCCUCGUUGCCGUGGACCUGCAGCUGCCCCCGGCUGACCUGACCCCAGCCUUGGUGCAGCGAGUCUUCGAGGUCUUGGUCACGUCACCGGAUCUUCGCAACUAUCCGGAGAUUUUGGUGGACAAGUCGUGGAUUUUCGUCAACCACCUCAUCGUCCAGGAUGCCGACACCCCCAUCCCCCAGUACCGGAACACGUCUGCCGACAGAAACAGGACCGCAGUGCUGCUGUCACGUGACCCCAGUGCCGUCGUCGCCCCUGUCAUUGUCCACCGCAGCCUGGACAAGCGUUCUUGUGACACUGACCACGUGACGAUCAGCAGCCAGGUGUUCGCACUUCAGACUCCAGCUCUGGUGCACUUAAAGAUGCGUUAUGAGCACCUGCCUGUAGCCAAUCCUAGUCUGGUGGGAGGAUAUGCAGUGUUUUCCGUGGAGGUGCUGGGUCAAGCUGUCCCCACGACAGGUAACAAGCCCGGCGAGACGGUGGUGGCCUGCUACCCGAUGACGGUGGCCACCCGAGUGGUUGUACCCGCCAGCACCACGUUGCCAAGCACGCUUCUCCCUAACUACCAACCUGGAGACCUUAGCACCUUGAUAGUAAUCUUUCAGCUGCUGGCACAGGUGUCGACGCCAGGUGUGACGAUUGUGAGCUCCCGGCGAACACAGUCCCUCGCCCACCUGGCGGAGUCCCUCCUGCUCACCAGAAAGUGUGGAAAGGACUGCUUCGUGGUGUCUGUCACGAUGUCCGAACAGCUCAGCACGACCCCGACCUUGCGGGACACGAUUGUCUCCCUCACACUGCUAGACGGCGCUGCAAUCGCCGAGAUGGCGCCUCGCUGGCCUAACGCGCGCUACCUGGUCACGUGUUCAGGGCUGGUGGACGGCGAGACCAAGGCCUGCGCGGCCAUGUUGCUGCCAGACCUGGACAUUCGGGUGGUGGACACUCAGACGCUCUUCCAGUCCACCAGCCUGCGCAAAGUGGUGCCGGAAGUUACCAAGGCCAUCAAAAAACUGGGACCGGAAGUGGCCAGAAUGACUGCUGCCUUGCAUGAAGAAUGUGGUACUUCAGAUGACAGUCCCUACACCGACGGGAUCACGGACCUCGCUCAGAUGCUGACCUUCCGACGAUGGGAGAUGGGUCAGCCCCAGGUCAACGUGGGCCCGGAUGAGCUGUUCCGUAAGGACGCGUGCUACCUGGUGGUGGGCGGCCUCACAGGCCUCGGUUGGCUCUGCGUCCAGUAUCUUGCCCAAAGAGGAGCCGGCUACAUCGCCAUUCUAAACAGGAGACAACCUUCGGCCGAGAGCCUCUCAGACAUGGCUACACUGUCAGCGAGCUUCACGUGCCACAUCCGGGCGUUUCAGGGUGACGUCACUUCUCUUCAGUCCCUCUCCACCGUUAUGCAACAGAUGCAGACUGAGUUUUCAAACAUCCCCUUGAAAGGCGUUUUCUUUGGAGCAGCCGUGACUGAAGACAAGUCGUUUCUGUCCAUGGACGUGACUUCGUUUGACAAGGCCUUGUCCCCCAAGGUGCGCGGCAUCUGCAACUUGCACCGACUCUCGCGGGACCUGGAGCUGGACUACUUCGUGAUGCACUCGUCUGUGGGGUCAGUGAUUGGCAAUGGCGGCCAGACUAAUUACACCGCCGGCAACGCUUUCAUGGACGGCAUGGCGCACUUCCGUCGACAGCAGGGUCUAGCAGGACAGACCCUGAACUGGGGGGCCCUCGACCUCGGUCUCCUCCACAAAAACAGCCUGGCGAGACAGAUUCUGGAAUCGCAGGGGUUCAUCUUCAUGAGCAAAGACGAAAUCCUGUCCAUGCUAACUCCAAUGCUGAUGCUGAACUGGCCUCAGUGCUCUCCCAUGAAGAUUGACAUAGAGAAGCUCACGCAGCGAAUGAAUCGAGAUGGAAUGUUGCCCUUGCGCUCUCGUCUUGAGAAGAUUCUGAAGUCCUCGACACGACAGGUGGAAAUGUCGGACAACCUUCUGCACGAAGUUCAAGGCGCCAGGCACCUGGAUGUCGACCACCGGAAGUCGUUGUACGAGAACUACAUCCGGUUUCUGGCUGCUCAAGCGCUUAGCAUGGACGCCAGAGCCAUCUCACCCACAGCCAGCCUGAUAGACAUGGGCAUGGACUCCAUCGUUGCCAUGACGAUGAUGAACCAGAUCCACCGAGACACGUCCUGCCAACUUCCGGUUGUCCUCUUCGUCACGGGUGGUCCCACUGUUCUCUCCCUUGCCGAGGCGCUGACUGAGGCGAGUAAGGACGAGGCACGGAGGACGGAAGAAAUGUCAAGCGGCGACAACGGCUACAACAGCAGUACCACCACCAAGAACAGCAACAACAGCAUUAACGCGAAGGAGAUAGUGAGUAGAGAUCACCUCGGACCCGUCAUCGUCGAGGUGAAAGAGAAGAACCCGGCCGAGGACAGAGGGAGUUGGGAGGCUACCCCCCAGGAGACUCAAGGUCUGCGGUGGUACGAGCAACAUCCGGGUAUCAGAAGUGUCUUCCACGGCACGGUGGAUGUGCUGCUGCCUCCAGGGUUUGCCGACCUCACCAGGGUGCGCAGCGCCAUCAUGGCGGCCCGCAGACGUCAUCCGGCCACCCACGCGGUCUUUGUGGAGGGUCUGGCCGAUGGGAAGGACUGGCUGACCACGCUGGCGGACGAGGCCGACGUUACCUUGACGACAGUUGCAGACGUAGAGAACGCCACCUCGGAAAAGCUGCGCAUGCUCACGCAUGAGACCUUUGACCUGCGGCGUGAACCUCCUCUGAGGUUUAUUCUCGUACUGCUCAGUAAACCUCUGCUCAGAAUGGUCUUUCACAAGGUGGCUUUUGAUUUUCAUGCAGCCCUAACUUUUGCAAGAGAUCUGCGGAAAUUCUUGAUUUUCCCAUCUAACAUCGCGACUUCAGCAAAUGAUACGUCACUUCCGCGGCGGCCAUCUGUGAUCAGCACAGAGCAGAUGACACUGUUGACCAGCAGCAAAGCUCGUGCCACUCAGUUCUGGCAGCCGCUGCUGAGGAAGACUCCUGCCCCAGUGACACUCUCGUCGCCACCUGUCAACAAAGCCGAUACAGGGGGGAGCACUCACAAGACCGUGACGGUUGACGUCAGCAAGUCUCUGGUGCAAGCGGUCCGUCAGUACGUCAGCAAACGUCAGCUGUUCCUCCUCGGCCUGGUAGCCACGAGUCACCAGAUCGUCCUGCACGCGCUGACCGGAAAGAAAGUCAUCCCUCUCGUGUUUCCACUCAACCUCCGCCUCGUGUUCAACCUCCUGCCAGGGGGCGUGGCCAGCCUGCUGUCCGACGGGUCCAGUGACGUGCCCCUGGUGGCCGAGUUCGGUCACAAGAACAAACUCAAGAUGCGCCCCACAUUACAGAGCUUCGUGGCAGACAACUGCCUGCACAUCCUGCAGUGUUUGGACAACGGGUUGCUGCCCUUCACCAUGCUGGACGCCUUGACCGGUCAGGCGAUGACGUAUCUCCACGCAUGCGCCCAUGGAAUAGCCAUCGAGCAGACAGGUGGCGCUGUGAGCGAGGGCCACACCACGGUCAGCCAGGACAAGGAUCAGGGGACAGCACUCGAGGUGAUCAGCGAGGACUCACUAGAGGACAUCAUCCCGCUGCCCAUGGACGUGGAGACCAACCUGUUCGUUCAUCACGACUUCUCGCGAGACCUGGUGAGACUCAAGCUGGCCUACAGAGCUGACGUCAUCACGCGCCGGCGGGCGGAAGUCAUUGCGCAUGCGCUGAUUUACGUCAUGGAUCACGUGACGACUCAACCUGAUGUGAAGUUGCAGGCGUUUGUCCGUCAAGUCCGAAAAUUUUGCAGAUUGGGAGAAGGGAAGAACAGAAAAGAGCUUUGACAUCUUGUGUCCACAAUGGUAGGGUGCGCUGUGAAAUAAACCCAUGAAGGUGCAGAGUGGUCUGCUCUUGUCGUGAAGGGGUACCGGGCACCAAAAUACAUUUGUUUAAAGAGGAAUAGUAGUAUUUUAGUAUAGUAAUAUUUUAUUUUCUGUAUUUAGAUACAUCUAACAUAUCUUACGAAAACUGUUUUAAGAUAGACUACACGCUGUAGGCUGCUGGACAUGAUUUGUAGUAUGACUGCCUCCUUCCGACAAAACUGACGAUACAGAGGUCACCAGCUGUCCACAAACUUACAAGAUGCCUCUUCGUUUGCUGCCAGUAUUACUAUGUUCGACAAGCCUGCAGUCAGACCUUCCCGAGGGAGGCCAUGAUGUUGGCCGUAUGGCGGAGGUCGCUUGCUGCUCCCCCACGAGUUGGGUUUGAAGGUCUCCCCCCACUACCUUUCACACACCGCUCCUGGCUCUUUGCACUGUGGGUAGGGCCAUGUGUUCGGGAGUCUGCUCUGAGCGACUUCACUCACUGCUCAGCCUCAGCACCUGUCUUCAUGACGAGCGUUCAGACUACUUUGUCCCCUGUGAAGGCGGCAGUUGAGCGACAUCAUUAUCAAUUGACAACCUGGACAAUGUCAGAAACGGACAUCUUGUUUAAUCGAUGGAGAGAAUCAAAACCACAUUUGAUUGUCAUAAGUUCAUAGAAAAAGAUUUAUUCAGAACGCGUUUUCUAAAAUUCACUCUGUUCUUGUUGAACAAGGGAAGCAGGUAACCAAGUGGUUAGAGCGCUGGCGUCCGAACUGAGAGUGCGCUGGUUCAAUCCCCAAUUAGCGCAGCAAAACUUCCCCACAGUAGACCCGGCUAGUGGAAAUGGCUACCUGACUCCACAGAAGGUUGGCCCCGAGAAAAAUGAAGUCUCUAACGCUUCAACCCUCCCCUACCCCUCUCCUCAACGACCUGAAAAGGUUACGGGAUGACCUUUACCUUUAUCUCUUGUUGAACAUAGCUUUGGUGUCAUAUUUUAAAACACAGAUGUUUGAUCUACAGAGGUAUGUACAGUGCCUUUUGCCUCCAUUUGUCGACAUGUGUGGUGGGUUGUCACACCUGUGUCAAGUCGACCAUGCGUCACUGUCAUACCUGUGUGAUGAGGACAUCUAUCUUCAAGCUUGCUCAGCGUCAGUUUUGAGCCCAGGAUGUCUGGCCCACCUUUGCCUGAUUAAAACAGAUGAGUGAAUGUUCCCACAAUGCAUCUUGGGUAUUAAUUACUUGCUGAAAACUCGCAGCACACAGGUACACACCGACACAUGCACACACGUUCGCACUUUCUUGCUCUCCCUCUCUCUUACAUGUACACAUUCACACACACAUUCACACACACACACACAAUCCAUGAUCACUCACUCUGCAGACGUCCAGCGGGGUACAAAGUUGUCUCUCUUUGUCGCACACCUGGAGCUGGCACCUGCAACAUCUUGCACCAUUGCAGGAUAUUUUUCUGUUUCUUCGUCGAUCUUUAAUCCACUGGUCAUUGUCGUCGCUCUGUCGAUGGCGAGAAAGACACAAAGCUACUGUUGAUGAGGAGUACACAACAUUUCCAAGAGGAGGAUUACAGACAGGGUGGGGCGCAGGUUCUUGUUUAUGUUGACAGAGUACACCUCAAUUCCAGAUGCUGUUUCCCAAAGUUUGUGGUAAAUAUUUGGAUGUAACAGUGUCAAGUGUGGACAUAGAACACACUAUUUUUACUUUUUAACAAACAGUAAUUAUUUUUCUCGAGUUGGUGAAUGCAUUAUGACAUAAGGCCAUACUCUGUGUCUCAUUACGAUGUGCAGUAAUGUUCCUGUGAUUGUUGCACUCAGACACUGAUGUGUUCAACAAUACCGUUCCUGUAAGUAUAGAGGUUGUGGGAAGAUGUGGCAGUGUGAGGAUGAAUCAUUCAUCGCUCCACAGUGUGAUGACCAAUCAUCGCUCCACUAUUUUAACUUGUCGAUAGCAAGUUUUAUGUAUACAUGUGUAUAUACAUAUACUCAACUCAAUAAAGUCACAGUGGAUGAACCGAGUUGGUAGGAAGAGAGGGAGAUACCUUUCCUUGAAAAACAAACUCGGGAAAGUCAAAUGGCGGGUCUUCGUGUGACCUUUGCUGCAAAGUUUGUUUGCUGACGACGAUGACGAUGACCGACGGUAACUGUUUGUCCUCUUCCAGUAGCUGAUAGCCUCCCCCUAGUGCUAACUGCAACAUCUGCCACACGAUGAUGGAGGCGAUGAUCCUGUCCACGGAGCAGCAUCUUCACGACACCAUCCGUUCCAUGGUCAAGGGAGACUUCGUUAAGAAUGUGUGUGUGAGUUUUAGAAGACAGACUGUCAGCAUGCGAUGACUGAUGUGAAGAGUAUUGUUAUCGAUGACUUUUCAACACAUGGGAGGAGUUUUUGGGGAGAGGGGGUGGAGGAAAGAGCGAGUGACGCAGGGAGUGACAAAUCGACCGCCACACAAACAGAGAGAACGAAAAAAAUAUGCAUAUAAUGUAACACAUGAUAUGUCACAUUGUCCUCUAUUUCCUUCCUUCUGAUGCAUCUCUUUCUCUCCGCCUCUCUCGCUCUCUUGUCUUCUGUGUGUGUGCACGCACCCACACCCGCACAUGCAUGAGAGGCACCCCACCUACCCCGUCACACAUGCGCACUUCCCCUGUCUUUCCCUCUCACAUCACCUGAAUGUUGAGGCCACGUGGCCUGAGUGUAAAAAACCUCUCCCUCUCUCACACACACAUAUCCAUCCACCCCCUCACAAUGGCGCACUUCCUCUCACUCACACACACACACACAGACAAACACACAUACAACCUCUCUCCCUCUUUCCAGAACGCCAGUCAAAGAAAACAUCUUGUGAGUCACGUGGGAUUAAUCCGGUCUUCUUUAAAUUCAAACGCCUUUUUUUGUUUGAACAAUAGGCUCACCAACUGCAAAUAUAACUCCUUCUAGGACAACAAGUGUCUAUCUUCUCUCUCUCGCUCCUGCACCCUCUCCUCCCCCUCCACCCCAACCUUCAUCAACCUUAAGACGAGCGAGUGUCGCCCACAGCUAGGAUGGCAUAGCUUAUGUCCGAUGUUAUUUAUGCUUAUGUUAAUGUUAAUGAAUAAUUUCCAGUUUUUGCACUUUAAGAUUCAGCGAGCAAAGCUGUGCAGGUGCCAACAGGUAUCCACACUUGAACACCUUGGUAGCUCAGCAUGUUGCUUUUUACUUUUUACUCAGAUUCAACACAUCGGAAUUAACAAUUAAACAGAUUAUGUAGACUGCGCCAAUGUAAUGUAUGCUAAUGUAAACAUCGUCUUAAUAAUUACUGGCAGAGUGUACAGACAUUUUCUGGCCGCUUGUACUUGUCUAGAGAGUACACUGUCAGUAACUCAGAAGUGAAACUUCAGUGACUGUGUACACUGGACAGAUAAGUGUCUUGUGAGAUAGUCGCCACCUCGUUAAUGUGUUUGCUUUUAUGUCCCCCGAAAUUCUAGGACAUAUAUAUAUAUAGACACUUGUAUGUGCAUGGAUUGCAUUUUUAGUGUGUUGAUGGUGAGUUAUAGCGCACACGAGCUUGUUAAUUAAAAUUUGUGCUCCAAGUGCAUGCAGGCACAGUUCGGACAA
Molecule: messenger RNA, 11761 nt
Organism: Pomacea canaliculata
Lineage: Eukaryota; Metazoa; Mollusca; Gastropoda; Architaenioglossa; Ampullariidae
Product: phthiocerol/phenolphthiocerol synthesis polyketide synthase type I PpsD-like
Exons: 32
Coding region: 305-8140 (2611 amino acids)
Biological process (GO): fatty acid biosynthetic process
Molecular function (GO): phosphopantetheine binding; fatty acid synthase activity; 3-oxoacyl-[acyl-carrier-protein] synthase activity
Source: RefSeq, a predicted model, not a curated record